GCCGGGGUGGCCCUCGCGACAAGGAAGGACGAAGAGGGCGGUGUUCUUAGUUACCAGACGCGCAGCGCAUAGCACCAUUGUUCACGACACAGAGACAGAACUGAGGGGGGCAGUGCGCAUAGCUGCGGAAUCCCUAAUCAAAAUGCCUCCUAAACAGAAGGGAAAGGGCAAGAAAAAAGGAAAGAAAAAGAAAGAUGAUGCGGAAUUAACUAUUGAAGAUAAAUACAAAAAAACUAUCCAUGAGAUUGAAGCUCUGAAGGACCAUCUUGCAAACAGGAAAGAAUUAGCCCGAAGGUCACAAGUUCACAGUGAAGAAUGGAAGGGCAGAAUGCACUCAGCAGAGGAGGCUCUUGUGCAGCAGAAGGUAGACCAGAGGGACGUCACAUCAGACAUGACGAGGCAGUACAAGACCAUGCAGACUGAAAUGUCAAUGAGAAUACACCAGUUGGAGGCUGAACUUGGAAAGGUCAAAGUUCAAUUAGAGCGGACACAGGUAGAGUUGAAAGAAACUAAAGCAGAGAAAGAAAAAAUAACAGAAGAGAAAAAUCAGAAGAUAUCUGAACUGGAAACCAAGAUUGAUGGAAUGGAAUUAGCAUAUGAGGGCGUGCUACAUGAUGCUCUUGACAAUAUGGUUGCCAAGCUGGACCUUGCUAAAAACCGAUGGAAGAAUGAAGCAACAGUUAUACACGCAGAAAAUAAACAAAGACUUCUAGAGUUUGGUCUCAAUCCUAUUGAUCUCUAGAAGGCAUUGAAUUGGUGGGGGUGGGCAAUAGGGCUCCAUUUAUAAGUCCUAUAUGCUAGCAAACAGAAACUAAGUACUGUAUAUGAGAUGGUAUAAUGUUAGACUUACAAAUUUCUAAUUUAUUGAUUUUUCAUAGUAUUAGCUAAUUUGGGAGAGCACCACCAUUGUUGGUUUAUGUUGAGAAACUUGUGUUGAAUUUAAAUGCGAAUUAGAAAAUCCCAGAAAAGGUAUAGUAUGGAAUGCUAUUGGUGCCAAAAUAGCUAUAAUUUUAAUAGUUUCACUGAUUAAGACAAAAUUAGGGACUGGAACCCAGUCUAAUAUAAUGUAUGUUAGCAAACAGUGAUUAGGUACAUGAAGUGUUAUACUUUAUGUGGCUGCACUAAGACCCAGUAAUGGCGAGAUCCUUGGUUGAUAUCGGUAUGCAUCGGUACAGGCUUUUUUGACCACUUGACUGCCAGAACUACUUUAAACUAUGCCACUGAUAAGGUGUUUUAUGUAAUAUAUUUUUGUAAUUAAAAUAAAAUCAACUGAAAUGUUGAUUGAUAAAUGAUGUGUACA
Messenger RNA from Anneissia japonica, 1300 nucleotides. Its product is annotated as coiled-coil domain-containing protein 153-like. NCBI's taxonomy places the organism in Eukaryota, Metazoa, Echinodermata, Crinoidea, Comatulida, Comatulidae. The coding region runs from base 143 to 742 and encodes 199 amino acids. The transcript has 5 exons. The record is from RefSeq and is a predicted model, not a curated record.